UGGGAAUCGGGACACAUUUAGGCAUAUUCAGUUUCUAAGUGUGUAGCCAACGGAAAUUUUCUUUAUUUUCGUUUACCCAGGCGUCACACACCGCGCAUUUUUGAGAAAUGAAGAAGUCCACAGCUGUGAAUUUGGACAAACUAAUUGAAGACUUCUCUCUUGUCGAGCAGAAGAUAACGGAUAUGAAAGCAAAAAACAAUCUGCUGGAGGUGAGGUUAGAUGAGACCACCCGGAUGUUCACGUUAAGUCAGACAAAAGAGAAGUAUUUGAGAGAAGAACGAGACGAGCUGUUUCAGGCUGUUAUUGGACUCCAGCACACUCUAAAACAGCAGUGUGAGCUGAGAGUGGAAAAUGAACAGCUGAAGAAGAUCAUCAGUGACCUGGAGAGACAGAAUAACUCCAACCAGCAGGACAGUGCUGCUAACAUGGAGAGGCUGAAGAUGGAGGUUGCAGCGCAGAUAACAGAGCAGCAGAGGGACACGGCAGAGGUUCGGGGAGAGCUCCAGAGCAAACUGGAGGCCAAAGAGCUGGAGAUGCAGGAGGCCCUGCAGAAAAAGGAGUCAGAACUGGAGCAGAUGAGGAAGAGGAUGAAGGAGCAGGAGAGAGAAAAACAGACAGAGAUCAUAAAAUUACAGCUGGAGUUCAGCGCAAGGCUAGCAAGGGCUCAGACCACCACAGAGAAAGUGCCGCAGCAGCCAGUGGGAUCCUGCACUCUGCCCCUGGACCUCUACAGACGCAAGCUGCAGUAUGUCCAGGAGCAGAGGCAGAUGGAGGUUGAGAGUCUCAGGCAGAGGGUGAAGGAGCUGGAACAGAAGAACACCAAGAGCUUCCCAGAGUGCCUUCUGAAGAGGAGGAAACUCUGAGACCUCAGCCCAAACAGCACAGCCCAAACAGCACAGCCUGAACAGCACAGCCCAAACAGCACAGCCUGAACAGCACAGCCCAAACAGCACAGGAUGAACAGCACAGCCCAAACAGCACAGCUUGGACAGCACAGCCCAAACAGCACAGCCUGAACAGCACAGCCCAAACAGCACAGGAUGAACAGCACAGCCCAAACAGCACAGGUUGAACAGCACAGCCCAAACAGCACAGGUUGAACAGCACAGCCCAAACAGCACAGCCUGAACAGCACAGCCCAAACAGCACAGGAUGAACAGCACAGCCCAAACAGCACAGGAUGAACAGCACAGCCCAAACAGCACAGCUUGGACAGCACAGCCCAAACAGCACAGCCUGAACAGCACAGCCCAAACAGCACAGGAUGAACAGCACAGCCCAAACAGCACAGGUUGAACAGCACAGCCCAAACAGCACAGGUUGAACAGCACAGCCCAAACAGCACAGCCUGAACAGCACAGCCCAAACAGCACAGGAUGAACAGCACAGCCCAAACAGCACAGCCCAAACAGCACAGCCUGAACAGCACAGCCUGAGCAGCACAGCCCAAACAGCACAGGAUGAACAGCACAGCCCAAACAGCACAUCCCAAACAGCACAGUCUGAACAGCACAGCCCAAACAGCACUGCCUGAACAGCACAGCCCAAACAGCACAGCCCAAACAGCUCAGCCCAACAGCACAGCCUGAACAGCACAGCCCAAACAGCACAGGAUGAACAGCACAGCCCAAACAGCACAGCCCAAACAGCACAUCCCAAACAGCACAGUCUGAACAGCACAGCCCAAACAGCACAGGAUGAACAGCACAGCCCAAACAGCACAGCCUGAACAGCACAGCCCAAACAGCACAGGAUGAACAGCACAGCCCAAACAGCACAGUCUGAACAGCACAGCCCAAACAGCACUGCCUGAACAGCACAGCCCAAACAGCACAGCCUGAACAGCACAGCCCAAACAGCACAGGAUGAACAGCACAGCCCACACAGCACAGCCCGAACAGCACAGCCCAAACAGCACAGCCUGAACAGCACAGCCCAAACAGCACAGCCUGAACAGCACAGCCCAAACAGCACAGCCCAAACAGCUCAGCCCGAACAGCACAGCCAAACAGCACAGCCUGAACAGCACAGGAUGGACAGCAUAGCCCAAACAGCACAGCUUGAACAGCUCAGUCUAAACAGCACAGGCUGAACAGCAAAAAACAGUGUCUGUAAGUUGUAGUUGAAAAGGAAUGGAAUGGGGUUUUUUUUGUUCGUGGUGCUAUUGAGAGAUGCUACUAGAGGGGUCAGGUAGGUUUGUUUGUUAAUCGUCUUGUGCUUGUUCUAGAGAAUUCUGCUGGGUUAGCAAGCCUGCUAAAUGUGCUGAGCAUGGCCAUACUGUGUUUCUUUCAUACCAAAUCCCAAAACUCAGUGUUUCAUUUGUAAACCCAAACCUUCAGAGAAGUAGUUGUGUGUUUAGUCUCGGUUACAGAAUUGAGUCUAUAACGCAGUAUAAACAUCCUGCCCCAGCAGCCCUGUAAGCCUGGUUCUGGAUAAGAGAACACACACACACACACGCUCACACACAUGCUCUCAUGCACACACACACACACACACACACACACUCAAACUGUUUUUCUCACUAUUGGUCACCCCUUAUCUAAUGUAAGCCUGUUGUCCAAGAGCAGUAUGUUCCAGUCAGAAACACCACCCCUAAAGUAAGGCUGCCUGUCCAAUCGCGGCUCAGACCACUGACAGCGUCAGCUCCAAUUGGUGCAUAACCAGCCUGAGAGAGAGCAAAGGUUCGGAAUAUAAACCCCACCCAAUCUCUGACCGUGGAUGAGUUGUGCGACGGUGGCAAAGCCAGGUAAUUCCGUUAUGUAAGGGUCUUAACUUCGAGAGGUUAGGUUAGCUACCCUCCUGAACAGAGGCCUAGUAAUGGGAUUGCAGGCCGCCUGUCCCAGUAGAUGUGGGGACGAUACGCCCCGCUGUGCCAGUGUGUCUAGUGCGGGAGACUUUCCGCAUUCUUAGACUUUCCGCAUUCCGGCAAAAUCACAUGACUUCGACAGGUGCUGUAGGUACACUGUGUCACCUGGCAACAAGAGAUACUGGCUCAAUCAGGCGAGUCCUCCUGUUGGUAUAGCAUGAAUGUAGCCAGUCAGAUGCAGUUCUGACGCGUGCGCUUCAAGGUUACUGUCGCUUGGCUCGCCUAAGCAGUGCCUGAUACAUUGUUGUACAUUACUGUUCCUGUGUGUUUGCGAUGUUUACUUACUUACUUACUUGCCAUGGGUUCACCUGCAGCAACCUCACCUGCUGUUUCUGAGUGUUACUGAAGCUUGUGUGUCAUAUCCUGUUAAAUGUUUUGAAACUGAGCACUAAAUGUUCUGAUGGUAUCGUUUGCAUUUUUUCAAUGUUUAUUCUAAUGUUUUUCAGUUUCAGAUGGCAAUAUUUGGAUUUGCGAAGAACUCAUAAAUAUACAUGUAAUACCCA
Messenger RNA from Conger conger (European conger), 3369 nucleotides. RefSeq names its product coiled-coil domain-containing protein 152-like. Lineage: Eukaryota; Metazoa; Chordata; Actinopteri; Anguilliformes; Congridae. The record is from RefSeq and is a predicted model, not a curated record. The transcript has 8 exons. Bases 108 to 863 code for a protein of 251 amino acids.